Messenger RNA from Gracilinanus agilis (Agile Gracile Mouse Opossum), 2271 nucleotides. It is a transcript of the gene WDCP, whose product is annotated as WD repeat and coiled coil containing. The record is from RefSeq and is a predicted model, not a curated record. The coding region runs from base 13 to 2145 and encodes 710 amino acids. The transcript is spliced from 3 exons. Gene Ontology annotation, molecular function: kinase binding. NCBI's taxonomy places the organism in Eukaryota, Metazoa, Chordata, Mammalia, Didelphimorphia, Didelphidae.
CUGUCAGGAAAGAUGGACUUGGGGAAAGGCAAGCUCCUCAGAACUGGUCUGAACGCCCUCUACCAGGCGAUACAUCCCAUCCAUGGCAUUGCCUGGACUGACGGGAAGCAGGUGGUCCUGACAGCCCUUCAGCUCCAGAACAAGGAGCCCACGUUUGGCGAUUCGAGAAUCAUCGGGCAAUUUGAGCAUGUUUACGGACUGUCCUGGGGCCCCACGGGGUUGGAGGGCACCCCGACUCUGCUGGCAAUACAGCACAAGAAACACGUUACCGUGUGGCAGGUGUGCUCAAGCCCAUUAGAGAGAGGCAAGCUUCUCGUGUCCCAGACGUGCGAGAUCGGGGAGCCCUUCUCUGUGCUCCCUCAGGGCUGCGUGUGGCACCCCAAGAAGGCCAUCCUCACCGUGCUCACCAGCCACGAAGUCUCCGUGCUCCCCUCAGUGCACUGCGACAGCACCAGGGUGAAGGCCGACCUGGUCAAAUUCCAGGGUUUUGUGCAUUGCGGAUGCUGGACCCAUGACGGCCAGAGGCUGGUGGUGGCCAUGGGCAGCGCCUUGCAUUCUUUCACGUGGGACGACUCCCAGAAAUCUCUGCAGCCGUGCACUUUCUGCCCUGUGUUUGACUUGGGCAAAAACAUCUGCUCUGUGCUGGCCACUGUGGAUAUGCAGGUUGCCGUGGCCACCGAGCUCCCGCUGGACAAGAUUUGUAACCUCAACUUGAUGGAGGCCUUUGAUAUACCAACAAUGGAGGAGACACAGCCCUCCACCACCCCUUCAUCACCAGUCAUUACAGAGGAGGCCUUGAUAGACACCGGAAAAGUGUCCCCUGACUCAGAACCAUCUUCCUCAUCAGCUUCCCUCUCAUCUUCCUCCCUAGAUUCUUUGGAUCUGACUCAGACGCUCCCUGGGAACUAUCGAUCGGACCCAGGUUCACUUUUCCACCUGAAAGAGAAGGAAUACUUGGCUCGGGCUGGUCAGGAGUCAUCCCAUUUGGUCCUGGUGACUCUUGAUAGAAUGGUCACCACCACCUGGAAAGUGGGCAUCCCGGGCAUUCUGGUGCCAGACCUCCUAGCUUUUGACCCCAAGUCCCAGGUGUUGGCUGUCGCCUCCAACACUUGCCCCACCAUUCUGGUUUACUCCUUGACCCCCACCUUGGCACCAGGUGUUCAGUGUAUCCGGCUAGAGAACUGUGAGAGGCCCAAGGGCAUCUGCUUCUUGUCAGACAAAAUGCUUCUGAUUUUGGUCGGGAAACAGAAGUUCACAGAUCCCACCUUCCUGCCUUCCUCCAAGUCUGACAGGUAUACUAUUCGUUUGAUGGUCAAAGAAGUCAACUUUGGGGACGAGCCCUCUAUCAAGUUUGUCUGGAGCCAGCAGGAUUUCUACAAUGACAGCCCGGCACUGAGCAUGACCAAUCAGAAGAAGCCAGGGGAAAGCCUUUGCCUCAACACCGGCCCCCAGAAGAAGGACCUCCUGAUGCCUGGAAGGAUCCAGUCACUGCCUCAGGGGAAGUCCCUGAUCGAGGACAUCACAGGAGUUUCAGGGAGACAGAGCCCCAGACCCAACACCACACAGCUCAGCAAGCCCAAGUUGACUCCCAAUGUUUCUGUCUCUGUGGAAGGGCUGGAGGGUAUGCCAGCUGCCUUCAGCCCUAAUGCCAGGCCAAGCUUACCGAUGACCCAAUGCAGUCCAAUUUGUGAGCCCCUGAAUCUCCCUCAAGGCAAAGGACCCAGGAAUGAAGAGGAAGAGAGUCGACUGUGUGAGACACUGGAGAGGUUGUCUGGGAGCUUAUUGGACCUCCAGAAAUGCCUCUCAGAGCUCAUAGACCUUCUGCAUGGGAAGAAGCAGCCGCUGCCCCUAACCCGUUACCCACUCUCUCAAGACCCAUCUUUUCUUCUCAUCACAUACCAGAAGCCGUCCCCAGCAGGGGCUGUGAUGGACAAGCGAGCGGUCCUUCUCUGUGAUGGCAAGGUGCGCCUCCAACAAGUCCAACAGGUGUUUGGCCUCUCUCUGGUGGAGAUGCAGUAUGGUUCCCUCUGGAUCCUCCUCUCUGCUGAUGGUGAAGGCUUCGUCCCACUCACAUUCUCAGCCACUCAGGAGGUCACCAUCCGCGAUGGCAGCGGUGGUGGCAUGCUGGCCUCCCCCACCCAGUGAGUCAGUGUCCAUCCCCUGGGCGGGCAUCAGCACCUGAGCGAUAGCCGCCACCCUGCGAGGCCAUUCUCAAGUCAAGACUCCUGGAACUCUUGGAGACAGGUGUACCUGAAAGGGAUGAGUGGUCAC